CCGCGAUACCAGUCAUCGUCAUCGGCCAUCGCCGGAAUCCGGUUCCGCUCUCCCCCACGAGUUUGAAUUCCGUAACGGUCUCCGCGACGACGGCGAGUACGCGGAGGAAUACGCGAGAGUGCGAGCCGUGUGAGUGCCCGAGAGAGAGAGAGAGAGAGGAGCGCGUCCCACCUCUGCUUACCGCAGCGGAGACAUUGGACGGCCACGAUCCGUGCGGCAUCCGUGGGUGUACGCCGAGCAUACGGGACGCGGGGGAGUUCGCGCGCGCGGCACCUCUUCCGCCGUGCCGGAGCGGAGCGGAGCGGACCGGACGACGACGACAACGACGACGACGGCGCGCGCUCGCCUGACGUAACGCACUCGCGGCUUUUGCGCGCGUAGGCCGCAGAGAGACCGUCGUCGAUUAAUCCACAGCGGCGGCGAAGAGCGAGAGAGAGAGAGAGAGAGAGAGUGGGACUUCUCGCCUAGUUACCCGCCCACUCCCGACGUCCCCGCGUGUUUUUACUGCGCGCCCGCGCUAUAUCGCGCUAAUUGAACGCUCCUAUUUGCAUUAACGUCGCGCUGAUGACAGAUCCACCUGAUCGGUAUCCGCUACUGCGCCGUACACCCGUAACUGGAUCACGAUGGAGGACGCGAACGAUUUGAUAUGCGCGGCCGAAUUCAUAAAAGAUCGAUUAUACUUUGUAACAUUAAGAACAACAAUGAAACCAAAAAGUAAUCCAAACACACACUACUUCAGUAUUGACAACGAGUUGGUAUAUGAGAAUUUUUACUCCGACUUUGGUCCCCUAAAUCUGGCCGUGCUGUACAGAUACUGCCAAAAGGUUAACAAGAAGCUAAAGGGCAUUGCGCUCAGCAAAAAGAGACUCGUGCAUUAUACGACGAUGGAUUCGGAGAAGAGAGUUAAUGCUGCAUUUCUCGUGGGAAGUUACGCGAUAUUGUAUUGCAAACGUACAGUGCAGGAGGUUUACGAAUGUUUGACCAAAAGUCCAAGUAGUCCUCUGUUCAUCAUGUUUCGCGACGCCUCCGUCGGACCACCAUGCUAUCAGAUAUCGUUAAGGGAUUGUCUAAGUGCUAUAUACAAGUGCCAUCGACUUGGUUUCUUUAAUUUCGAGGAUUUCUGUGUUAAAGAGUACGAACACUUCGAACGAGUCGAGAAUGGGGAUUUAAAUUGGAUAGUUCCUGGAAAGUUCAUUGCUUUCUGUGGCCCGCAUGCGAGAUCUAAAAUGGAAGAUGGUUAUCCACUUCACGGUCCAGAAUGGUAUUUCACGUAUUUCCGCCGUAAUAACGUAACAACAAUUGUACGGCUUAAUAAGAAGGUCUACGACGCGUCGAGCUUCACCGACGCCGGCUUCAUUCAUAAGGAUCUAUUUUUUAUGGACGGCUCGACGCCGACGGAGACGAUAAUGAAUCAAUUUCUCAAAAUUGCGGAAAACGCAAGCGGCGCCGUUGCCGUGCAUUGUAAGGCGGGCCUCGGGAGAACGGGUUCUCUCAUAGGCUGCUACAUUAUGAAGCACUACCAUUUGACCGCGCACGAAACGAUCGCCUGGAUAAGGAUAUGUAGGCCAGGUUCUGUAAUUGGGCAUCAGCAGCAAUGGCUGGAGAGAAAAGAAGUGUAUCUCCGAUCGUUGCUGAAAGAGCCGUUGCAACCUGAAAAUGGAAAUCCAGUCCACGAAUAUGGGAUAUACUCGAUAGUUGGUAGACCUAGAGCGGCUUCUUUCCAAGGGGACGUGAAGAACAUGAUGGAGGAUAAUGUAUCGGGGAUAAUGCAUCGGGUGGACGAAAUAAAAUUGGACGAUCCUGGACCAGUGGCUGGGGCUAGCGCCACGGCUAGGUAUAGCACGUUGACGCAAGGUGACAAGUUGUGCAGAAUCAAAGCCAGAAGAAGAGGCAUAACGACAGCUCAGACUUCUCUUAAUGCAAGCACAGGGACAUCUACCGUCGUGCACCCGUAUUUGGGGCCUUUGUUACAAACCAGAAGUCAAAAGGGAGCCAUUACUACUCUAGUGGGAAAUAAAGAAAGAGAUCCCACCAAAAGGCUGUUAUCACGAUCCACCACCACGACAGUCGUGAAAAGAAACAGUUGGUUGGUCAACAGUAGCUGUGAUCCAUCUUCCUGCCGUAUUAGGUCUAAACCGGCGACACAGAGCCAUAACAUCAACAACAAUACAACCACCACCAAUCCCGUUACAUCUUUAACCGUAUCAAAACCAGUGAGAAGGGCGAAACGUACCUCCUGCAUGGCUGCACAGGCCCACGCUACAAACUCGUCUGCCAAUCAUUCAGUACCGCAACCGCAGCAACGCAUGAAUAUGAUCCUCAGGUCGGCAGACCGAGUUACUCGCUAUUCGCUCAGGCAUGGCGUUGGGGAGGACUGUCAGGUAACUGGAGCAUCUCACCAGCGCCGAAGAUCUCAUCGCUUAAACCCCAUCAUUCAGUAAAAAGCACCUCACUCUGAUCUUCAAUCCUUCAACUCGAGCAAGUUUUGCCCAGGCUUUUAUAUCAUAAAUCAACGAAGAUCAAAUUAGGUAUAUCUCUACAAAAAUCAUCAACACUGCAUUAUUAAUUAAUAUGGUUUUGCCAUAUCUGCAUCAUGGGACAUGAAUUUGUUGCAGUGAUAUUUAAUAUAUAGCUUACACAGCUUUUAAUUGUUCUUCCAUAUAUCAGAGUAUUGCGAUGCAAAAAGAAAAAAGGAGAAUCAGAUUUCUGUUAAUAUCAUCUUUCCACUCUAAUAUCAUCUUUCUGCUGGUCAGAAUAAGCACACUUGUAGAUAUAUAUAUUUUCCAAAUUAUUUCGAUUUACACAUAUAAUUUCUGUUUUCAAUAAUUUUUUCAAUUUUUGCCAAAUGUUAAUUUAAUGCUAACGUAUUCCUUUUGCGACAUUUAGUUGAACAUGUGUUUUACGAUGACGCAAUCUAAAAAUACACUCCUUCAUUUUAUUUUAUUUUGUCAAAAUUUUAAGAUUGUAAAAAACGCUUAAUAUCUUUAAUAUU
Molecule: messenger RNA, 2992 nt
Organism: Wasmannia auropunctata (little fire ant)
Lineage: Eukaryota; Metazoa; Arthropoda; Insecta; Hymenoptera; Formicidae
Gene: cdc14
Product: dual specificity protein phosphatase CDC14A
Exons: 8
Coding region: 624-2441 (605 amino acids)
Biological process (GO): positive regulation of cytokinesis; microtubule cytoskeleton organization; cilium assembly
Cellular component (GO): kinociliary basal body; mitotic spindle; nucleolus
Molecular function (GO): protein tyrosine/serine/threonine phosphatase activity; protein serine/threonine phosphatase activity
Source: RefSeq, a predicted model, not a curated record